AUGGGGCUCUUUGACAGAGGUGUUCAGAUGCUUUUAACCACCGUUGGUGCUUUCGCUGCCUUCAGCCUCAUGACCAUAGCUGUGGGAACCGAUUACUGGCUUUACUCCAGAGGGGUUUGCAAGAUGAAAGGAACCGGAGAUAAUGAAACCAGCAAAAAGAAUGAAGAAGUCAUGACCCAUUCUGGAUUAUGGAGAACCUGCUGCUUGGAAGGGAAUUUUAAAGGUCUGUGUAAGCAAAUCGAUCACUUCCUCGAGGACACAGAGUAUGAAGCCGACACAGCAGAAUAUUUCCUCCGGGCUGUAAGAGCCUCUAGUAUUUUUCCGAUCCUGAGUGUGAUUCUGCUUUUUAUGGGUGGACUCUGCAUUGCAGCCAGCGAGUUCUACAAAACCCGACAUAACAUCAUCCUUAGUGCCGGCAUUUUCUUCGUGUCUGCAGGUCUGAGUAAUAUAAUUGGCAUCAUUGUGUACAUAUCAGCCAAUGCUGGAGACCCCUCUAAAAGUGACUCCAAGAAGAACAGUUACUCUUACGGAUGGUCCUUCUACUUUGGGGCCUUGUCCUUCAUUAUAGCUGAGAUGGUUGGAGUGCUGGCUGUACACAUGUUCAUUGACCGGCACAAACAGCUGCGUGCCAGCACUCACACCACGGACUACCUCCAGUCCUCUGCCAUCACCCGCAUACCCAGCUACCGCUACCGCUAUCAGAGACGCAGUCGCUCCAGUUCCCGUUCCACUGAGCCUUCACACUCCAGGGAUGCCUCUCCUGUUGGGAUCAAAGGGUUCAACACCCUCCCAUCCACGGAAAUCUCGAUGUAUACCCUGACCAGGGACCCCCUGAAGGCUGCUACUACCCCCACAGCCACCUACAAUUCAGACAGGGAUAACAGCUUCCUCCAGGUACACAACUGUAUCCAGAAAGAAAACAAAGACUCUAUCCACACUAACACAGCCAACCGCCGGACCACCCCUGUAUGAAGUUAUCACAAGGGGCUGAAACUGGGGGACAGGGAAG
Molecule: messenger RNA, 1009 nt
Organism: Ahaetulla prasina
Lineage: Eukaryota; Metazoa; Chordata; Lepidosauria; Squamata; Colubridae
Gene: CACNG2
Product: calcium voltage-gated channel auxiliary subunit gamma 2
Exons: 4
Coding region: 1-972 (323 amino acids)
Biological process (GO): regulation of AMPA receptor activity; transmission of nerve impulse; positive regulation of synaptic transmission, glutamatergic
Cellular component (GO): postsynaptic density membrane; voltage-gated calcium channel complex; AMPA glutamate receptor complex
Molecular function (GO): voltage-gated calcium channel activity; channel regulator activity
Source: RefSeq, a predicted model, not a curated record